Messenger RNA from Vigna angularis (adzuki bean), 1805 nucleotides. Its product is annotated as ACT domain-containing protein ACR4. The record is from RefSeq and is a predicted model, not a curated record. The transcript is spliced from 7 exons. The coding region runs from base 196 to 1548 and encodes 450 amino acids. NCBI's taxonomy places the organism in Eukaryota, Viridiplantae, Streptophyta, Magnoliopsida, Fabales, Fabaceae.
ACAUUCCAAAGACCCAACACAACACAAAACACGAAACACAAACACAACACAACACACAUCCCAAUUGCAAGGUACAAGCAAAGUCCAACAACACACGAAUCAAAUCAGACACACGACACAACACAAACUCACUCUCCGUUAUCCAAACAAAGCCACUCUCUACUCUGUUCUGUUCUGUUUCCCACCACACCCCAAAUGGAUUGCUGGUCAUCUCCUCUACCUCUUCAUGAUGAAUUCGAGAAGCUUGUCAUUCGAAUGAACCCUCCCAGAGUUGCUGUGGAUAACGUUUCGAGCAGGACAGACACUGUGAUAAAGGUUGAUAGCGCAAACAGACGCGGGAGUUUGCUGGAGGUGGUUCAGGUUCUCACUGACAUGAAUCUCAGUGUUAGAAGAGCUUACAUUUCCUCUGAUGGAGAAUGGUUCAUGGAUGUUUUUCAUGUCACUGAUCAGAAUGGGAAAAAGUUUGUGCAAGAUGAUGUAGCCGACCGUAUUCAACAGUCGCUGGGUCCAAGAGCCUCCAGUUUCCGAUCCUUGAGAAGAUCUGUUGGGGUUCAAGCUGAAGCAGAACAUACAACCAUUGAAUUAACCGGAAGAGACAGGCCAGGGUUGCUUUCGGAAGUUUUUGCUGUUCUUGCAGACCUCAAAUGCAAUGUGGUAGCAGCAGAAGUCUGGACACACAAUUCAAGAAUGGCAUCUGUUGUUUACAUCACAGAUGAGGAGACAGGAUUGUCCAUCGACAACCCGGAUCGCCUUGCUAAGAUUAAGCAGCUUCUACUGUAUGUGCUGAAAGGAGACAUAGAUAAGAAGAGUGCCAACACUGCUGUUUCUGUUGGUUCUACUCACAAGGAUAGGAGGCUGCAUCAGUUGAUGUAUGCCGACCGUGAUUAUGACAUAGACGAUGGAGAUUCUGGAUCAACAAGUGACAGGAACAAGCUCCUUGUUACUGUUGAUGAUUGCAUAGAUAAGGGAUAUACUGUUGUGAACUUGAGGUGUCCUGAUAGACCUAAGUUACUGUUUGACACGGUAUGCACCCUCACAGACAUGCAGUAUGUUGUGUACCAUGGAACUGUCAUUGCCGAAGGACCAGAGGCAUAUCAGGAAUAUUAUAUAAGGCAUGUGGAUGGUUGUCCUAUCAGUUCUGAAGCAGAAAGACAAAGAGUGAUUCAUUGUUUGGAGGCCGCUAUUAGGAGACGAACUUCUGAGGGUAUAAAGCUAGAACUUUGUGGGGAGGACAGGGUUGGGCUUCUGUCUGAUGUAACCCGCAUCUUUAGAGAAAAUGGCCUUUCAGUCAACCGUGCUGAAGUUACAACCAGGGGCACUCAAGCUGUGAAUGUUUUCUAUGUGACUGAUGUGACUGGAAAUCCAGUUAAGAGUGAAACAAUUGAAGCAGUUCGAAAAGAGAUUGGUUUGGCCAUACUGCAGGUCAAAGAUGAUGUCUGCUCAAAACCUCAACCCCAUGAGAGAGGAAAAUUCUCUCUGUCUGGUCUCUUUCGAUCAAGCUCUGAGAAGUUUCUUUACAACUUGGGUCUAAUGAAGUCUUAUUCUUGAACCUACCGUAUUUCAAGAAAUUAGGAGAUAUAUGCAAUGUUCUAAAUUGUAAACAGUAGCUUAGUUUAGCCUAGAUAGACUGCUUUUAAUCCCAUUGCAAUGCUUUUGUGGUAGAUUUUUCUACAUUUGGUGAAAGUUGUAAUUAGAUGUCAGAUUGUAGAGUUCAAUCUCGACAUGUUUCUAAGUGAAUUGUAUAUUAAUAUGUCUUUUAUAUUAAUUUCUGAGAACGAAAUUAGAUUUCAUAGGGUUUUGGUUCA